Molecule: messenger RNA, 590 nt
Organism: Vigna radiata var. radiata (mung bean)
Lineage: Eukaryota; Viridiplantae; Streptophyta; Magnoliopsida; Fabales; Fabaceae
Product: anaphase-promoting complex subunit 5-like
Exons: 4
Coding region: 106-585 (159 amino acids)
Biological process (GO): protein K11-linked ubiquitination; anaphase-promoting complex-dependent catabolic process; positive regulation of mitotic metaphase/anaphase transition
Cellular component (GO): anaphase-promoting complex
Source: RefSeq, a predicted model, not a curated record
UAAGUUUAUUACCUUCUUUAGUUCUAUUCCUUAUCUAUUUAUUGCAUUAAAGUUUGCCAUAAUUGAGUUUCUAAUCAAUCCAGGUUCACUUUUUGAGCUACCUGAAUGGUCUUUCUCAUGACGAUUUUCUUUCCGCUUUGGAGAAUCUUCACUGUUAUUUUGAUUACAGGGACUGAAGGAUUUGAUUUUGUUCCUUCAGUUGCUGGCAAUGGCUUUGGAAGAUAUGAAAUCGGUUUAUUAUGUUUGGGGAUGAUGCAGUUUCACUUUGGGCAUCCAAAGAUGGCGUUAGAGGUUUUGACGGAGGCAGUUCGUGUUUCUCAGCAGCAAAGUAAUGAUACCUGUCUUGCAUAUACUUUAGCAGCUAUUUCAAACUUGUUGUUUGAAAAUGGUAUCUCAAGUACUGCUGGAUCAUCAUACUCACCUUUUACAAGUAUAGGUGUUUCACUCUCUGUUCAACAGCAAUUGUUUGUUCUCUUGAGAGGUUCUUUAAAGAGAACAAAAAGUUUAAAGUUAAAGCGGUUAGUGGCUUCCAAUCAUCUGGCAAUGGCCAAAUUUGAUCUCACGGUAAUGAAAUUUUCUACCUAAUUCAA